Messenger RNA from Pollicipes pollicipes, 1831 nucleotides. RefSeq lists its product as uncharacterized. The transcript has 13 exons. Gene Ontology annotation, biological process: signal transduction. Gene Ontology annotation, molecular function: GTPase activator activity. Lineage: Eukaryota; Metazoa; Arthropoda; Thecostraca; Pollicipedomorpha; Pollicipedidae. The coding region runs from base 335 to 1831 and encodes 498 amino acids. The record is from RefSeq and is a predicted model, not a curated record.
UGUGGUGGGUUGUCGCGCUCGAGCGGCUGUGGGAUGGUGCAGUACAAAUAUAGGGAAUGUGUUCCGAACUUUAGCACUGAUUGACUGCACCAUUAGCAACCAAAGUAAUGUAGAACAUGCGUGAUCUCGACGAAGGUCGUCACUACACACGAGACUUAGCAUCGCGUUUUAGUUCACAGCUCGGGGUGUGGCGUGGGGAGCGACCAACAAUCAAUAAUCAGUGACUGCGUUGAGUUUGUUCAAUACUACAAUUGUUCCGGUGGUUCAGCGGUAUAUCACGGAAGCCGACAGCCGGGCACGGCCGGCAGCCAGCCGCGGCCGCAGCAGCGGCGACAUGGCCUCGUGGACGGAGCGCAUCCACCGGCGCGCCGCCACCCUCGGCACCGUGGUCACCGCCUGCCGCCUGCCGCUCGGCCCCUACCCGCGCCGGCUCGAGAAGGUGAAGUUCGGCUUCCCACUAGAACAAGUAUGCAAGAGCAACAUACCUGGGCCGCUUCUGGUGCUCAUCUUGAAGCUGAACAAGGAGGCACCGUUCCGGAAGGACGUGUUCCGGGCGCCCGGUCACCAGAACAACAUCAAGAAGCUUGUCCACUUCCUGCAGAACGGACGGCUGGUUAACCUCGACAGCUUUAGUAUACACACGAUCGCCUCCGUGCUGAAAAAGUUCCUGCGGAUGAUCCCCGAGGGCAUCUUUGGCCUGGAGAACGAGCACCGCCUGUUUGAGAUCGUCCAGCUGGACGACCCUGAGGCUCAGCGCGAGCGCACGCACCGGCUGAUCCUGUCGCUGCCGCCUCACACGCAGCACCUACUGGUGCUGCUGUUCGGCACGUUCCGCGUGAUCGCCACGCACGCCGAGCGCGCGCGCACCGGCAUGACGUCAGAGGCGCUGGGUGUCAGUGCGGCGCCCUCCUUCUUCCAAAGCUGCGUCACCGGCCGUGACGCGCGCCACGAAGACGUACUCCGCUUCAAGGAGGAAGUGAAUGUGGCCAUGCGUGUCAUGAAGUUCCUGAUCGACAACUUCGGCGUAAGCGACCUGUUCGGCCGCGCCAACUACGAGUACUACGCGCGCAUCACGGGCCGCGUGCUGCGUGUGGAGCGCGACUGGAUCUUCAGCUUUCGCUACCCGCCCGACUGCGGUGUACCGCCUCUGUCGACGCAGGGCGCCUGUCGCUCCUCGCCGGCGCGGCUCCACCUGGAGAGCGGCGCCAGCCCGGCGGCCGAGCGCGCCGGCCCGCUCGCCGUGCCCGAGAACACGCUCGGCUCCAGCUGCCCCCGGCUCAGCGUCAGCCUCGAGGAGAACGCCCUCUUCCAGCUGGAGGGCGUGGCCGCAGUCGGCGGCGGCGGCGGCGCCCCACUGGACGCCGAGACGAGCGGCUCGGACGGCGACCGGGUGCAGAGCGGGCUCUCCAACAGCUCCUGUCUGCCGAUGGUGCACGAGCGGCAGACAGAGCGCAUGCGCACCAGGACCGAGUGGUUUCUGACGCCGGUCGACCUGUACGGUCCCGCUGGCGAUGGCGUCACACCGACGGCCGGUGAUGACGUCAUGUCGACGGCCGGUGGGCGGACGUCCGUGGUCGCGCGCACUCUCUGCGUCUCAUCGGGCGACGGCGACCGGCGCCUGGUGCGGCGCUCUUCCAGCAAGGACAAGGAGUGGCGGCUGGUGCGCCGCUCGGCCAGCAUGGAGCGCCGCCUGGUGCGUCGCUCCUCCAGCAAGGAGCAGGAGCGGCGUGUCAUGUUUUCCGUACUCGCCGAGCCCGGCGCGCGCGCGCUCUUCAGCAUGCGCGUCCAGCCGGGGCUUGUGUCGGAGUGUCGCACGCUGCACGUGUUGUAA